CCUGAUGCUUCACUGCGUCCUUUACGCAAAGACUUACCUGGACUCAUUCUUCACGUGAAUUGCUUUAAAGGAAAAUGGAUGCAUUUGCGUUAAAAGUUUUUAUUUUAAUUGUUAAUCGUUGCAUACUUGUUGCAUAGUACAAUGUUACAUGUCUCCAGUGUGCGCUAACUCAAAUAAUGGUUUGUAUAUAAAUCACGCCUUGGACUUUGUUCACCGGCUAGCGUCAAGAAGCUUAACGUCAAGAAGCUUAACUUUUUCCUGUUUUUGCCUCCAAAUGCCUGCCCUUCUCGCUGCCAUGGAGUCGUUUGGGUCUUCAGUCACCGAAUCCACCGACAGCAUCACCAUCAAACCGCACGAUCCUUUCUCUGGUCCACUGAAGACUGUUGCGCCCUGGAAUUACACUUUCCUCGCGUCUCUGAUGUUCAUAGUGACUUCGCUCUCUCUGACAGAAAACUUUACCGUGAUGCUCGUUACUUUCAGAUACAAACAGCUGAGAAAGCCUUUGAAUUAUAUCAUCGUCAAUUUAUCCGUCGCUGACUUUCUAAUGUCACUUAUAGGAGGCACCAUAAGUUUUUUAACGAAUUCACGAGGGUACUUCUUUCUAGGCGUCUGGGCGUGUGUGCUGGAGGGAUUUGCCGUCACUUUUUUUGGAAUUGUGGCUCUGUGGUCUUUAGCAAUCCUGGCAUUCGAACGUUACUUCGUGAUCUGUCGGCCUCUGAAAGACGUCCGUUUGGGAGGCAAACAUGCUGCUGUGGGUCUUAUUUUUGUAUGGACCUUCUCCUUCAUAUGGACUUUUCCACCAGUUGUCGGCUGGAACAGUUAUACAGUCAGCAAAAUCGGAACCACGUGUGAACCCAACUGGUACUCGACUGACUACUAUGACCACACCUAUAUCAUUACCUUUUUCACCACCUGUUUUAUUAUUCCUCUUGGCGUGAUCAUUAUCUCAUAUGGAAAACUUAUGCAGAAGCUCAAAAAGGUAUCGAACACACAUGGAAGGCUGGGUAACGCACGUAAGCCUGACCGUGAGGUGGCACGGAUGGUCAUAGUGAUGAUAAUAGCCUUCAUGGUUGGAUGGACACCUUAUGCAGCAUUCUCAAUUAUUGUCACAGCCUAUCCCACAAUCCACAUUGAUCCUCGCAUGGGCUCUAUUCCAGCCUUCUUUUCAAAGACAGCAGCUGUUUAUAAUCCCGUCAUCUAUGUGUUCAUGAACAAACAGUUCAGGAAGUGUCUGAUGCAGAUGUUUAAGGGAAAUGGCACCAAUCUGGACUCCACUAAUUUAAAUCAGACAUCAGAUAAAGGGGCCAUCACUGCAACAGUUGAUACUCACCUUGUCGAGAUGUCCACCAUUGCUGCUCGGGUUCCCAUGUCCUUAUGCAAUUUGGAAAAGAGUGAGGAUGAUGAGGAAGUGGAGAAGCCAGAUCAAAGUGGGAAUGGAGGUCCAAAGCAGCUGCCUAUAUCUGAAAAUAGAGUUUGUCCUUUGUAGACCUGACUAUACCAGUACCAUUCCAACCUGUUGUCUUAUAGACCCUUUUACAGCCCACGUGAUCAAAUACCCUGCGCGCACAUUUUGGCAAUGGAAGUGGUGUUGUUUCCCAGUUAUUCUUGAUCUGCUAACGUCUAUCCACUCCACUAUAGUACACGGAUGUGGUAGCUGUGUUGAAAACGUUGAUAAAGUUAACUUUUUAAAAUAGCUUUCUUUGUCUGUGUUGCUUCACCGCAGAUUCUUGCCGUACUUCCAUUGCCAAUAUGCGCGUGCAUAAGCUGCCAUGCCAUCAUUCUGAAAAAACAGUAAAAUGGUCUAAAGAGUACUAUUGUUUCCUCUUAGAGUGUGUCUGGUUUGUGUUUUCAUAUAUUGUCUAUUAAUGUAUACUGUUAUGUUGUGACGAUGUGCAAUCAGUCUUGGUGUAUGUAUGUGCUUGUCAGUAUGUAAAUCUUGUAAACAUGCAAUACAUUGCUGUGCUGUCUUUGGAGAGCGAGUUUUAGUGCGAGCUGACUGCGCACUGUUAUUUCAGUCCAGUAAACAAUUUACAGAAAUGAAAAGUAAAUAAUGUAAAUGCAAGCAUUUGAUUAAAAAACCACGUAAAAUAACAUAUCGUGUGUCUAUAUGUCACAUUACACUGUUUUUGUAAUGCCAUAACAAUACAUUUUUGGUGACUUGAGCAGAACUGUUACUGCUUAUUUACAUAAAUUUAACCAAUUUCAUUAUCAGUUAUGAUUUUGCCUGCUGUGUAAUCUUUACUUGUGUGUUUAUAUGUAGACAUGGGUGCAUAUACUUGUGUGUUUAUAUGUAGACAUGGGUGCAUAUAUGUUUAAGUUACAUGUGAAGUUUUACUGGGUCAAAUGUUUGGUGUUUGCUCAUGUAUCUUCUGUCCAAAGUUGAUAAUAAUGUUUAUCUGUGGCAUGCCAACAAAUGUUUUACUGUAUUUAUCAAGAUUUUUA
Molecule: messenger RNA, 2442 nt
Organism: Paramisgurnus dabryanus
Lineage: Eukaryota; Metazoa; Chordata; Actinopteri; Cypriniformes; Cobitidae
Gene: valopb
Product: vertebrate ancient long opsin b
Biological process (GO): visual perception; G protein-coupled receptor signaling pathway
Cellular component (GO): membrane
Molecular function (GO): G protein-coupled receptor activity
Source: RefSeq, a predicted model, not a curated record